UGCGCCCCAAUGCAGUUAAGUGAUUCUUAUUAUCCUCAUGGUAUUAUACUGAGGGUUCCUAUUUGUUUUUCUCAAUAUCUUAAACCGACUAUUCUUUACAUUAGCGAGUCCAGAGUCUCGCGACGUACCUUCUCUCUCUUUCAGCGCGCGAUUCUUUUUUCCACUGCUGAGGGCGUGACGCGCGCUGUAACAUCACAUAUAUGAUUUUAUGCUUAAAACUCUCAUGAGGCGUCUUUUUAUUCAUCAUCAGUGAAAUUAUAUCAGUGACAGAUGGCUGGACAAAAAUCUAGACCCGACGAAGAAAUCGAGCUUGAUUUGAUUAAAACUGGAGAAAGAACCACUUUGGUGAAAACAGGAGUGGAGGUUUCCAGCACAUUAUCUGGGAAAACUGAACUGAGGCUUUCUCCUAUUCCUGAGCUAGAUCCCUGGGAAAGAGAAGCAAACAUAAGCUCUCCAGAAUUCUCUUACUCUUUAUGUUCAGUGGACAAGUACAGCACUGCCUCCUCUUCAAACAACUCACUGUCUGACUCCCAAGAGAAAGGAGAGGAUUGUGCCGGGGUUGUGCUGAAUUUUCUCUUCUGCCGAUUCUACGACCUGUGUCUCAUGCUACCUGAGACGUGUGAGCGAGCUGCUAACUUCAUCUGUCCUGCCUACAUGUACUUUUCUGCCCCUGUGGAACCUGUGCACAGCUCCGACUGGAACUGCAACUGUGAUUUUGACUGUGGUCUCAUGGAUGCCUGCCACGAAACGGGGGAAUGCCUUGAGCUUGCCAUGGAAAUCUCUGAGGUUUGCUAUCGCUGA
Molecule: messenger RNA, 801 nt
Organism: Myxocyprinus asiaticus (Chinese sucker)
Lineage: Eukaryota; Metazoa; Chordata; Actinopteri; Cypriniformes; Catostomidae
Product: myoD family inhibitor domain-containing protein 2-like
Exons: 4
Coding region: 271-801 (176 amino acids)
Source: RefSeq, a predicted model, not a curated record